Messenger RNA from Adineta steineri, 321 nucleotides. The record is from the annotation of a GenBank genome assembly. NCBI's taxonomy places the organism in Eukaryota, Metazoa, Rotifera, Eurotatoria, Adinetida, Adinetidae.
AUGGGUGGGGUGUCACUCUCACUCAGAAUGUUAUAUGUGGGAGGAACAUGUGCACUACCAUUGGCAACUUCGUUUCCACCAUCCCCUAAAGAAAUAUUGGCUAGCAUUCAACAUUCAAAGAGCACUAUUUUGGCUACUGUACCAUUAUUUCUUGAACAGCUGAUUCUAUUACUACAUCAGGACGACAACAUCGGUUUUCAGAUGCUAGCUCGUUUAAAGUUCGUCUCCUGCGGUGGUGCAGCUUGUCCGCCUCAUAUCGGCAAACAAUUGACCGAGCGAGGUGUAAACCUCGUUAUCGGUUAUGGUUCAACAGGUCAGUGA